CAUCUAAUUAAUUAUAUUAAUUCGACUAAUUUCGCCAUGUUUGAUUUCACAAUGGAAAAUAAAUCAAUCGCUAAGAUAUCAAAAAUUGUUUACAGGAAUAAAUUAACUUACAGCUUACAGGAGGACGUCGAGAACAACUCGAAUUCGAAAGAAGAGAGAUAACAGAUAAAUUCAAAAAAUCUGUGCACCGAAACUGACGAAAGUUGGCCGAAGACAGCCGAAGUGUAAGGCAGCCUCUCCAUGUAUGGCUUCAUGUAAACACGUCGGAAUGAACGGACCUCUCGUUGUGUUUACUAUCUGGCAGAUGUGACCAACUUCAUGGCGCGAUAAAUUGAAAAACACACAAGCAAGGGUGGAAAGGGAGCGCUCGGUUGAAACUGGUUGAAGAAACUUAUUCGUAUGCACGAGAGUGUUUAUCGUCCACCAGACCGUAUAUUAUGAAAGCAAUGUCUCAUCAUUACAUAGUGACGGCGCACAAACCAACAGCUGUCACUGCCUGCGUGACCGGUAAUUUCACCUCUCCUACGGAUUUGAAUCUGAUACUGGCUAAGAAUGUACGUUUGGAGAUAUACCUUGUAACUCCGGAAGGUCUUAGACCUUUGAAAGAGGUCGGCAUCUACGGUAAAAUAGCAGUCAUCAAGUUCUUCAGGCCGCUGCACGAGAAGAAGGAUCUUCUAUUUUUAUUAACAACAAGUUAUAAUGCUAUGAUCUUGGAAUGUACGGGCGAAGGAGAAGAUAUAGAGAUUAUAACAAAGGCUCAUGGGAAUGUGGCUGAUCGUAUUGGAAAAGCUUCCGAAACUGGGAUUAAAGCUGUUAUUGAUCCAAAAGCUCGAGUAAUCGGUCUUAGACUAUAUGAUGGUCUCUUUAAGAUUAUACCCUUGGACAAAGAUAAUCCAGAAUUGAAAGCAUCUUCCAUUCGUAUGGACGAACAACAAGUGCAAGAUGUAAAUUUUCUCCAUGGAUGCACCAAUCCUACCUUAAUUUUAAUUCAUCAAGACAUUAAUGGCAGACAUGUGAAAACACACGAAAUCAACUUGAGGGAAAAAGAAUUUUCAAAGAUACCUUGGAAACAGGAUAACGUAGAGCGGGAAGCUAUGAUGGUUAUUCCUGUACCUAAUCCCAUCUGUGGUGCAAUUAUAAUAGGACAAGAGAGUAUUUUAUAUCACGAUGGUACUACAUAUGUUGCUGUAGUACCACCAAUUAUAAAGCAGAGCACCAUCACUUGUUACGCCAAAGUCGAUAAUCAAGGAUUAAGAUAUUUGUUGGGAGAUAUGGCCGGUCAUUUGUUUAUGUUGUUCCUAGAGCUAGAAAAGAAGCCUGAUGGGACGCAAGUGGUGAAAGAUUUGAAAGUUGAGUUAUUAGGCGAAAUCAGUAUACCAGAAUGUAUAACUUAUUUAGAUAAUGGCGUAAUAUAUGUCGGUAGCCGGCUAGGUGAUUCUCAAUUGAUCAAAUUAAUAACAAAAGCAGAUGAAAAUGGAUCCUACUGUGUACCUAUGGAAACUUUCACAAAUUUGGCACCUAUUGUCGAUAUGGCUGUUGUAGAUCUGGAAAGACAGGGUCAAGGACAGAUGGUAACAUGCUCGGGUGCUUUUAAAGAAGGUUCCCUGCGAAUUAUUAGAAACGGUAUUGGUAUACAGGAACAUGCAAGUAUCGAUCUACCAGGGAUUAAAGGUAUGUGGGCACUUAAAGUUGGCGGUGGUAACUUUGAUAAUACAUUGGUGUUGUCGUUUGUCGGGCAAACUAGGAUUUUGACAUUAAACGGCGAAGAGGUCGAAGAGACAGAUAUACCAGGUUUUGUCGCAGAUGAACAAACAUUUCAUACGGGCAACGUUACUAACGAUUUAUUUAUCCAAAUAACUCCAACAUCAGCCAGAUUGAUCUCGCACGAAAGCAAAAUGGUCGUCUCCGAAUGGGAACCACAAAAUAAGCGGACCAUCAGUGUGGUAGCCUGCAAUGGCACCCAAGUUCUUUGCGCCACAGGAAAUGAUUUGUUUUAUAUGGAAAUCUCAUGCAAUCAGAUUGUACCGAAAGGAUUUGCUACCUUGCAGCAUGAAGUAGCAUGUUUGGAUAUUUCUCCUUUGGAUGGCCUAAAUGAGGCCAAGAUUGUCGCUGUUGGACUUUGGACGGACAUCUCUGUUCGUAUCUUGACUCUGCCCGGUUUAGAGGAGAUCAAUAAGGAACUUCUCGGAGGCGAAAUUAUACCUAGAUCUAUUUUAAUGACUUGUUUCGAAGGCAACACGUACUUACUCUGUGCUCUAGGUGACGGCAGCAUGUAUUAUUUCACUCUGUACAAACAAAGCGGUAUGCUUUCGGACAAGAAAAGAGUCACCUUAGGUACGCAACCCACGGUUCUCCGAACUUUCCGAUCGCUCUCUACGACGAAUGUAUUCGCAUGUUCGGACAGACCCACUGUAAUUUAUUCUUCGAAUCAUAAGCUUGUCUUUAGCAAUGUUAAUCUUAAAGAAGUGAAUCAUAUGUGUUCUUUGAACGCGGAAUCGUAUCCCGACAGUCUGGCAUUAGCGACAGACAGCACCGUCACCAUCGGCACAAUCGACGAAAUUCAAAAAUUGCACAUAAGAACGGUUCCGCUCGGAGAGUCACCGAGGAGGAUCGCUUAUCAGGAAAGCUCUCAGACCUUCGGCGUCAUCACGAUGCGCGUCGACGUGCAAGAGAGCAGCGGCGUCAGCAUCGUCAGGCAUUCCGCGUCCACUCAGGCAGCUUCCACGUCCAGCAGCAGUCACAUCGCGUCGCACAACAAACCCAGCGGACACACAGCCAGCGAGAUCGGCCAAGAGAUCGAGAUUCACAAUCUCCUCAUCAUCGACCAGCACACCUUUGAAGUUCUACAUGCUCACACCCUGAUGCCGACAGAGUACGCGUUAUCGUUGAUCUCGACGAGAUUGGGCGAGGAUCCGACCUCGUAUUUCGUUGUCGGAACCGCGUUUAUAAAUCCUGACGAGACUGAGCCGAAAAUGGGUAGAAUAUUGUUGUAUCACUGGAGCGAUGGAAAGCUUACGCAGGUCGCGGAGAAAGAAAUCAAAGGUUCCUGUUAUUCUUUGGUAGAAUUUAAUGGCAAACUUUUGGCGAGUAUCAACAGUACAGUACGACUGUUCGAGUGGACCGCGGAGAAGGAGCUUAGAUUGGAAUGCAGCCACUUCAACAACAUUAUAGCGCUUUACUUGAAAACCAAGAGUGAUUUUGUCCUAGUAGGCGACCUUAUGAGAUCCCUCACAUUGCUUCAGUACAAAACUAUGGAAGGUAGUUUCGAGGAGAUAGCUAGAGAUUACAAUCCUAAUUGGAUGACUGCUAUUGAAAUAUUAGAUGACGAUACUUUCCUAGGAGCUGAAAAUUGUUUCAAUCUUUUUAUAUGUCAAAAAGAUAGUGCCGCGACAUCUGAAGAUGAGAGACAGCAGAUGCAGGAAGUAGGCCAGUUUCAUCUGGGUGACAUGGUUAACGUCUUCCGGCACGGUUCAUUAGUGAUGCAGAAUUUGGGAGAAUCGAGCACGCCCACCCAGGGUUGCGUAUUAUUUGGAACUGUCAGCGGCGCGAUCGGUCUUGUGACGCAAAUUCCGUUUGCGUUUUACGAAUUUCUGCGCAACUUGGAGGAAAAAUUAACCAGCGUGAUAAAAAGUGUAGGCAAAAUAGAACACAAUUUCUGGAGGAGUUUCAAGACGGAUUUAAAAAUUGAGCAAUGCGAAGGAUUUAUAGACGGGGAUCUAAUUGAAUCUUUCCUCGAUUUAAAUCACGAAAAAAUGGCGGAAGUUGCGAUGGGCCUUAUGAUUGAUGAUGGCAGCGGAAUGAAAAAGGAAUCGACGGUAGACGAUCUUGUAAAAAUAGUAGAGGAUCUCACAAGGAUACAUUAAAUGUUAUUAUACAAGUAAACAAUAUUACAAGUCUUUGAAAACUAUCUGGAAGAACGAGAAGAUAUAAGCGAGAAAAAAGCGGCUCAAAAACGGCUCAAAAAGAUUAUUUAAGCGGGAAGGCAAAUAUUUAUAUAGUUAUCUUUGUUAUCAUUGGUAGCAUGUAAUGACAUUAACGGCAUUACAAACACGGCAUGUAAUAACAUAAAUCUUCUCUUUCGCGGUUCCUACAUCCUUUCGUAUACAUCCGAAUAUAUACAUGCACGUUAUUAAUGUUUUAGAGAUGCUGUUAAGAUAAAGUGUAAAAAAUUCAAAUUCCUUCGUCGCUCAUUUAUCGCACGUUUUUUUAGCAUGCUCGGUGACAAGCAGUAUUUUGUUAAAUUUUAUUUUAGACUGCGCAGACGUAGACUGUAUAUGACAACACGCGUUAAUAUAUAUCUUCUCCAAAAAAACCCGCGAAUUUAUAGUAUACAUUUAUAACUUUGUAAGAUCGAGUGUAAAUAAAAAUGAAGACGAGACAUUUUAA
Molecule: messenger RNA, 4386 nt
Organism: Nylanderia fulva
Lineage: Eukaryota; Metazoa; Arthropoda; Insecta; Hymenoptera; Formicidae
Gene: pic
Product: DNA damage-binding protein pic
Cellular component (GO): nucleus
Molecular function (GO): protein binding; nucleic acid binding
Source: RefSeq, a predicted model, not a curated record